UUGGAGCAAAUACAGUUCAGUGUCUUUCCAUUGCAAUUUGCGUUGUCAACGUUGGCAGCUCCGAACGUCCUUCUACCGUCAACUGUGCUCGAGUUGCAUCAUUGAUAUCCUCAAAAGACAGUUCCAAAUAUUUUGAGAUGGCCGCCCAAAAGAAACAGAAAAAGGCUUUAGAAAGCACCAAUGCCCGUUUGGCUCUGGUGAUGAAAUCCGGCAAAUAUUGCUUGGGCUACAAACAAACACUGAAAUCACUCCGCCAAGGAAAGGCCAAGUUGGUGCUCAUCGCCAGCAACACGCCAGCUCUCAGGAAAUCUGAGAUCGAAUACUACGCUAUGUUGGCCAAGAGUGACGUGCAACAUUACAGCGGAACCAACAUUGAGUUGGGAACUGCCUGCGGUAAAUAUUUCCGUGUGUGCACACUUGCUAUCACUGAUCCAGGUGAUUCCGAUAUCAUCCGUUCAUUGCCAGAGACCCAAUAAACAUGUUCUUUAAUUUUAUAAGGAAUAAACUGGAUUAAGUAAAAAUG
Molecule: messenger RNA, 523 nt
Organism: Hermetia illucens (black soldier fly)
Lineage: Eukaryota; Metazoa; Arthropoda; Insecta; Diptera; Stratiomyidae
Gene: RpL30
Product: 60S ribosomal protein L30
Exons: 4
Coding region: 138-476 (112 amino acids)
Cellular component (GO): cytosolic large ribosomal subunit
Molecular function (GO): structural constituent of ribosome; RNA binding
Source: RefSeq, a predicted model, not a curated record